This is a messenger RNA of Prinia subflava (tawny-flanked prinia), 2456 nucleotides long. RefSeq names its product coiled-coil domain containing 157 (gene CCDC157). Lineage: Eukaryota; Metazoa; Chordata; Aves; Passeriformes; Cisticolidae. The record is from RefSeq and is a predicted model, not a curated record. The transcript has 10 exons. Bases 301 to 2439 code for a protein of 712 amino acids.
CACCACUGCUGCGCUGGGGGGGCGCGGUUGCCAUGGCGGCAGGGCUGGGACGCCGAGGCCUAGCACAGGCCCAGGGCCCUGCGCUUCUUCUCCGCGGCUGCUGCUGAUUCCUGCGAUCCCCGCGGCUCCCUCCGGUUCCUCAGCACUCCCGGAGACCGCCGGGCUCGGGGCUACUGUGGCGGCCCCUCUCCAGCAGCCUGGUUCCCUCCAUCCCAGCCUUGGUGACCCAUCGGUGCCCGGCCUGGUGGCCGCGGUGUUCCCAGGCCGCGUCCCCCAGGCCGCCCCGUCCCGCCCCGCAGCAUGGCGCACCUCCUGGGCCACCGCGGCUGCAUGGAGAGCCUGCGGGCCGACCUGCGGGACCUGCAGGCCGCCAUCGCCGACGUGUGCUCCCGGGCGGGCGCCGUGCGCUUCCCCUCCUGGAAGUUCCCCGACAGGGUGUCCUGCGAGCUGGACAUCCCAGUGCUGCUGCAGCGCUACAGGCACAGCGACAGCGAGCCCGAGUUCAGCCAGCACGCACACGUGGUGCUGCUGGAGCUGCUCAUAGACAGGCUGCUGCUGCUGCUGCAGAGCUCCACGGGCUACGCGGAGACGCUGCUGAGCGGGCGGGCGGUGCCGCCGGCGCGGGGCCUGGGGCCCUGCAUGUCCGCGGGGCUCACGGCCAGGACCUUCUGGAGCACCAUGCUGAAACUCGGGGCCUUCUGCCAGCAGCUCCGCGACCAGGAGAAGGAUUGCAGGUGGAAGAUCCCCACACAGCAGUCCACUCCACCCUCUGCUCCCCAGUCUGGGAAACAUCAGAAGGAGCACCUGAAAUGCUUCUUGCCAGAUGUUUUGGAGUCAGGAACUGCCCCAGAGGCUGCCCAGUCCACUUCUGUGUGUCCAAGUGUCCGUGUGCUGGGCAGCUCAGGCAGCUCCCAGCCUGGGGCUGGCCCCAGCCUGGCUCAGAGCACCCACAGUGUCUCCACGCAGACCCCAGGGUCACCCCUGGGUUCCUGUGACGCCUGCUCCAGCACCCAGGCCAGCCUCCACGAGGUGGGCAGAGCCAUCACCAGCAUCUGUCAGAGCCAGAACAUCCCUUCAGCUCUCAGCAAAUUCCAGGAGGUGCUGGAGGACAGCGCAGGGACAAGGAACCUCUCUGCGAAAGACGUGAGCUACUUGGCCUCAGAGCAGAGCAAGGACCUCUCCCGGAUCAACAAACACCUCCAGGGGCUGCUGCAGCAGGUGAACCCCCUGAAGGCUGAGCUGGAAGAGACAGGCAAACAGAACAAGAAGCUGCAGAAACAGGUUGAGGACUUUUCCAGGAAGCUGCAGGUAGAGAAGGACACCCAAGCAGAGCAGCAGAGGAGGGCUGAGCAGAGCCUGAAAGCCAAGGACAGGGAGCAUUCCGAGACUGUGGCCAGGCUGGAGCAGGACAAGGAUGACCUCCGGAGAGGAGCUGCUCUGCUGGAGGAGCGACUCUCGGCCCUGAAGGAGGAACUGGCAGCGAAGCAGGUGGCUGUGCAGGAGCUGGAGCUCUCCAAGGCCACCUUGCUGGAGGAGAUGAGGACCACCAUGGUGGCCCGGAGCCAGGUGCUGGAGUUGGAGGAGAAGGUGCAGGUGCUCACAGGCCAGAGGGACAGCCUGGACCAGGAGCUGAGUGCCACCAGCAUGCAGCUGGAGAAGGAGAAGGUCCGUGUGGAGAGCAUGCUCCAGCAUGAGCAGUCCCUGCAGGCUAAGCAGAGGACCCUGCUGCAGCAGCUGGACAGCCUGGACCAGGAGCGUGAGGAGCUGCAGGCCAGCCUGGCACAGGCCGAGGAGGACAAGGCCCGGCUGGCGGAGCAGCUGGAGCAGAGCCAGGAGCAGAGUGGGAAACAGCUCCAGGCACAGCAGGAGCUGCUGGACACGCUGCAGCAGGAGAAGCUGGCACUGGAGCAAUCCAUCCUGGAGCUGCAGGCAAACACGUCCCGGCUGGAGGAACAGGCACGGGAGCUGAAGGAGCGGGAAAGGCUCCUGGUGUUCUUCCCUGAUCUCCACAUCCCCACUGAGAUGCAGUUUGAGAGCAGUGGGAACUUGACAGAGGACAUGGAGAGUCAGCUCCAGGCCAACAUCAUCCGGAUCGAGGUGCUGGAGCGGGAGAAUGCACAGCUCCAGGCUCUGCUCGCCAAGGUGAAGGCAGCAGCUGAGCAGGGCGUGCUCAAGCUCGUCCCGCAGGCCCAGCUGGGGUCCCAGCUCCACAGGGAGGCUGGCAGGCAGGACACUGGGUGGCUCAGCAGCGGGAGCAGCAGGGGCAGCACGGGGAUGCCAGCAUGCAUUGACAAGGCCUGGCAGGGUGCUCCCAGCAGCCAGCACUCCAAGCAGCUCCGGGCAGAGCCCACAUUCCAGGCCAAACCCAGCCUAACGCUCCCAGUGCGGCGCCUGGGGCUUGGCCUCCCCUCACCCCACACCAGGGUUCACCGCAAAUAAACACGGAUCCGUGUGAA